AUGUCUAGCCUACCAUCGCCGCCCAGCAAAUACCUCUGUCUCACCGUCUGCGAGUACCGCAAGCCCGGGAUGAGCGAAGAAGCCUAUCGGCACCACAUGACCAAAGGUCUGAUGGUCAAGUACGGCAUCAAGCGUUGGACAGUGAUUCACAAUACCACUGCCACACGUGAGCUCAUGACCGAGCUCUAUGACUCGCAGAUGGGGAACGUGGCCGACUUUGACUGUUUUAGCCAAGUGGUGUUCGAAAGCCUAGAUGACUACAAGCGAAUGAAGGAAGAUUCAUGGUAUAAGGAGUGUUUGUUCCAAGACCACGAGGAGUUCGCGGAUACUACGCGGAGCAAGUGA
Molecule: messenger RNA, 345 nt
Organism: Penicillium cataractarum
Lineage: Eukaryota; Fungi; Ascomycota; Eurotiomycetes; Eurotiales; Aspergillaceae
Gene: tpcK
Product: decarboxylase tpcK
Exons: 1
Coding region: 1-345 (114 amino acids)
Molecular function (GO): oxidoreductase activity
Source: RefSeq, a predicted model, not a curated record